AUGGGUAUAUGGGAUUCACAUGUAUGGAAUUAUGUUGAAAAGUAUACUGAUAAACGAAAGAAAUUUUUACAAAUAUUACCUGAUGGACCAAUGUCUGAUAUGGAUGAUGUGAGACAUUGGGUUCUAUUUGAAUUUGGAAAAAAAAAUAUCAUGUAUGUGUAUGAUAGUUUAAAUCGUAAUUCUGUAACUGAGAAUCAGAAGAAAUUUUUGAAAAUGAGUACAAAUAUUAAAAAUCCUCAGUUUGUGUACAGAAAAGUUCAACAACAAACAAAUGGGAAAGACUGUGGUGUAUUUGCAUUAGCUUUUGCAACCAGUCGAUUAUAUGGAAGAGAUGUGACAAAAUUAUCUUAUUCAAUAAGCGAUAUGCGACAUCAUUUGCUGGAUUUACUUAGAAGAGAAAUGAUCAUUGAAUUUCCUAAUGGUGAUCUAAAUAAGAAUGUUCAUUCCAAAAGUGACAAUGUAAGCGAUUGUAGCUCAAAUAUUACUCAUUUACCAGUACAUGACAAAAGACAGAAUCAGCCUGAUAUUAAUUAUUCUGCUAUUUAUGAUGAUGGUAUUAGUGAAAACAUUUAUGUCCAGAAUGAUCUACAUAAUGAUGAAAAUAUGGAGAAAUAUAUUACUACUGUAGAAGAAAUUAUAAUGUAUGAUUGUGAAACUGAACAGAUAAUAGCUAAUUGUAGUGAACCAUCUGUAUCUAAUGUUGUUCAAACUGAGCAUUCAUAUAGUAAAGUUGGUGAAAUAAUGCAACAUAUGAUAAUUAAUAGUGGCGAGGAUAUUAUACAACUAGAUCAUUGUUAUAGUACUUUUGACCAGAAAAGAAUAAAACUUGAUAAUUCUUCUCACAAUAUUACUCCAAUUUUUGAUCAUAAUAAUUUUUCAGAUGAAAUGCCAGCACAUCAUUGUGGAAUUCUUAAUUAUGAAUGUAAUUUAUGUUCAGCACUACAUUUUAAAGGGGAAUUGCCCUCAGAUGGUAAAUAUACUCAGUGUUGCCAUAAAGGUAAAGUAAAAAUUGAACAUCCAAAAUCUCUCAUUUUAAUACAUGAACUUUUAACUAAUGUUCUACAUCCGAAACACAAGAACUUUAUGGCAAAUAUAAGAAAAUACAAUAGUGCAUUGUCAUUUGCAUCAUGUGGUGCUCAAAUUGAUACACUUCCUGGUACUGGGCCUUAUUGUUAUAAAAUUCAUGGACAAAUUUAUCAUAAAACGACACAUUGCCAAACUUCAUCUACAUUCCCUCCAAAGUAUGCUCAGCUCUAUUUUUUAGAUAGUGAGGAAGCAUUAAAUGAACGUUUGAAAAUGAAUGCUAAUAAAGAAUGUGACAAAGAUUUACUAAAAGAUUUGGAUUUAGCAAUACGGUCAGUUAAUCCAUAUGCAAAAAGCUACAGAAUGUUGAAAACCUUGGAAAAUGAAGAAAUGAAUAGGCAGUCACAAAAUUCCACUACAGCAGUAACAGAAAAUAAUGUUUCCAUGAUGAUACGUCAGAAUAGAACUGUUGAUUGUAGGCGCUAUAAUUUACCUAAUUGUAGUGAAGUAGCUGUUAUAUUCAAAAACAACGAUGGUGCUCCACCUUUUCAACGUGAUAUUCGUAUUUAUCCAAAAUCUGAGAAUAGUAACGAGUUCAUAAAUAUCAAUAUUAUUAGUUGUAAUUUAGACCCUAUGUGCUACACUUUAAUGUUUCCAUAUGGAGAACCUGGAUGGGAGCCUAAUAUGCUUAGUAAUAUUCAAAAUGAUGAUGAAAAAGAAAAGCGCAUUACUAUGUUGCAGUAUAAAAAAUCUAAAUUAGCUAUAACCUCCCAACAGCAGAAUCCUUUAUUAAAUUAUGGUAAAUUACUUCAACAAUAUGUUGUAGAUUCUUACGUGCAAGUUGAAGCCAAUAAUUUGAAUUAUGUGAGAAAGCAUCAACAAGAUUUACGAAUAGAAAGUUAUGCUGGUUUAAUGGAUUACAUGAGAAAUAAAACUGAGGAAAACUCUUGUGAAGUUGGAAAGCAAGUUAUUUUACCUAGCUCUUUUGAAGGUUCACCUAGAAAUAUGAGAGAAAAGUAUUUAGAUGCUAUGUCAAUUGUUGGUACAUUAGGAUCUCCAGAUCUAUUUAUUACAUUCACUUGCAAUCCUAAAUGGCCAGAAAUAUCAGAUAAUUUGUUGUAUUUGCAGUCUGCAAGUGAUAGACCCGAUUUAGUAUGCAGAGUAUUUUUGUUAAAACAUAAAGAAUUGAUUCAUGAUAUUGUUGAUAAUAGAAUAUUUGGCGAAGUAAGUGGUUAUGUUUACACUAUAGAAUUUCAAAAACGAGGCCUACCUCAUGCUCAUAUGUUAUUCAUUUUAAAAGAUAAAAUAUUGAGUAGUGACAUUAUUGAUAAAUUUGUUAGUGCUGAAAUUCCAGAUCCUAAUGUUUAUCCAGCAUUACAUGAAAUAGUCAAAAAUAAUAUGAUUCAUGGUCCUUGUGGUGCAAUAAAACCUAACGCCUAUUGUAUGGAAGAUGGAAAAUGUAUAAAAGGGUUUCCAAAAACUUUUCAGAAUCAAACUUGCAUGGAUAAAGGAGGUUAUCCUUCUUAUAAGCGUAGAAAUGAUAUAAAUAUUAUUAAAAAUGGUGUCACAUACGAUAAUAGGCAUGUUGUUCCUUAUAAUAGGUAUUUAUCAAAGAAAUACAAUGCACAUAUCAACGUUGAAGUGUGUACAACUGUAAAAAGUGUAAAGUAUAUCUUCAAGUACAUUUACAAGGGUUAUGAUUGUGCGUGUAUUAAAAUAAUGCAUCAAGGAACUUCGUUGUUGUUAUAUGAUGAGAUAGAAUCCUACCUAGACUGUCGUUACAUAAGUGCAUGCGAAGCUGCUUGGAGAUUAUUUGAAUUUAAGUUACAUGAUCGAUCACACAGUGUUAUUCGUUUACAAGUUCAUUUACCAGGUGAACAAAAUGUAAUGUUUGAAAAAGGAAAUGAAGACAAAGGUUUGCAACGAAAUAAGAGUACUCUUUUAGCUUGGUUUGAAUUGAAUAAAAAAGAUAUUCAUAGUGGAAAAUAUAAAUAUACUGAAAUACCUCAACAUUAUGUGUUUGAUAAAAGCAAACAAAUUUGGUCACUAAGAAAAAACAUUUCAAUGUUGUAUCACGCAUGUUCAACAAGUUAUGAAGAUAUACGUACUGUGAAUAAUAUUUGUUAUAAUACUUUUGAAGAAGCAGCUUUUGCAAAAGGUCUCAUUAAAAAUAAUAACAGUUAUAUUCAAACUUUGCAAGAAAUGAGUGUUUAUGCAAUGCCUGCUGAAUUAAGGAAUGCAUUUUGUUAUAUUUGUCUGUUUUGUAUUGAGAGCAAUGCAAAUAUUUUAUGGAAUAAAUUUAGUGACGUAUUAUCAGAAGAUUUUCAGCGACAAUAUUCUGAUCCUAUAAUUGCAAAGCAAAAAGCAUUACAAGAAAUUGAUAAACUUCUACAGUUACAUAACACAACUUGUGAAAAAUUAGAAUUACCCAUUGAUAGAGAAAUAUUAAGUAAUUUAGCUGAUCAAGAUGAUGUCAAUAAUUGUAUACCAAUAAUUGACGAGCAAGCAUUACAAUUACGCAUAGAUUCAUUAAAUGAGAAACAAUUAAUUAUAUUCAAUGAAAUAAAAAAUGCAUUUGAAAAUAAAAAUAGUUUGCAAAGAUGCUUUUUUGUUGAUGGACCUGGAGGAUGUGGAAAAACAUAUUUAUAUAAUACAAUCGUACAAUACGUGCAAAGCCAACACUAUAGUGGAUUCAAAUUACCUGUUCCAAUUUUAGAUGAUUCAAUUUCAUUUAUAAAAGCUGGUUCUAAAGAAGCUGAGCAAUUUAAAAAAUGUGAAAUGAUCAUUAUUGACGAAUGUUCCAUGAUGGAUAAAUAUAUUUUAGAAUGUAUUGACAGAUUAUUGCGAUUCAUUAUGCAAAAUGAUUGUAAAUUUGGAAAUAAAAUCAUGAUUUUAGGUGGUGAUUUCAGACAAACUUUACCUGUGGUUCCUAGAGCAAAUGCUACUGUUAUACUUGAACAUAGUUUAAUAUAUAGUUCUGUAUGGCAUCAUUUUAAAUGUUUUUCAUUAACUGAAAAUAUAAGGUGCACUAAUAAUCUUUUUAAUACUUGGCUUUUAUCAAUAGGAAAUGGAAGUAUAAAUGAUAGUGAUGAUAAAAUUGAAGUACCACAAAAGUACAUUUCAAAAAAUCUUAUUGCAGAUAUCUAUAGUAAUGAUUUUAGCAAAAAUGUAGUCAAAUCAAAAACAAUUCUUUGUGCACUCAAUUCCACUGCAUUAACAGUGAAUAAUGAAAUUUUACGAUUAAUAAAUGGAGAAGAAACAAUUUAUUACAGUUCUGAUAAAGUUCAAAGCGAUGAUCCCCUAGAAAUUGAACGAUACCCUUUAGAUUUUUUAUAUACCCAAACACCUUCUGGAAUGCCUCCUCAUGAAUUACGCCUUAAAGUAGGAUGUGUAGUUAUGUUAUUACGAAAUUUGAAUGUCCGAGACGGUUUGUGCAAUGGAACAAGAUUAUUAGUAGUGAAAUUAUUCAAUCAUUUCAUUCAAUGUGAAAUUUUGACUGGUACGCAUGCAGACAAAAUAGUCAAUAUACCACAAAUUGAUUUAUUACCAAGUGAUUCUACCUUACCAUUUCAAUUAAAAAGAACUCAAUUUCCAGUAAUUCCUGCUUUUGCCAUGACAAUAAAUAAAAGUCAAGGUCAAACAUUUGAAUUUGUUGGAGUGAACUUGACUCAUGAAGUUUUUGCACAUGGACAAUUAUAUACUGCUUUUUCCAGAGUACAAAAUGAAAAUAAUUUCAAAGUACAGUUAUCCUCUGAAUGUGUAAACUUUAAAACAAAAAAUAUUGUGUAUAGAAGUGUUGUAUCUUAG
Messenger RNA from Planococcus citri (citrus mealybug), 4830 nucleotides. RefSeq lists its product as uncharacterized. The transcript has 3 exons. Gene Ontology annotation, molecular function: DNA helicase activity; cysteine-type peptidase activity. The record is from RefSeq and is a predicted model, not a curated record. NCBI's taxonomy places the organism in Eukaryota, Metazoa, Arthropoda, Insecta, Hemiptera, Pseudococcidae. Bases 1 to 4830 code for a protein of 1609 amino acids. Gene Ontology annotation, biological process: DNA repair; proteolysis; telomere maintenance.